AUGAACCCAGACCAAGCGAGAGAGACAACCUUCCCCAAGCGAAUAAAGCAGAGGCGAGCGAACGACAGGAAGGGAAAGAGCGGAAGAGGGGAAAAUACGACAAUUGGACAACGGGCAGCAUACAAGGACACCAACGGACGACGUAUAACGGACGACAACGGCAGCAUACAAGGACACAGGCAACGGACGACGUAUAACGACACACAGACCAACGGGCAGCAUACAAGGACACAGGCAACGGACGAACGUAUAACGGACACACAGACAACGGGCAGCAAUACAAGGACACAGGCAACGACGACGUAUAACGGACACACAGACAACGGACAGCAUACAAGGACAGGCAAUACAAGGACACAGGCACAGGAACGGACGACGUAUAACGGACACACAGACAACGGGCAGCAUACAAGGACACAGGCAACGGACGACGUAAUAACGGACACACAGACAACGGGCAGCAUCAAGGACACAGGCAACGGACGACGUAUAACGGACACACAGACAACGGAUUGGACACAGGCAACGGACGACGUAAUAACGGACACACAGACAGGACAGCAUACAAGGACACAGGCAAACGGACGACGUAUAAACGGACACACAGACAACGGGCAGCAUACAAAGGACACAGGCAACGGAACGACGUAUAACGGACACACAGACAACGGGCAGCAUACAAGGAACAGGCACGGCAACGGGACACACAGACAACGGGCAGCAUACAAGGACACAGGCAACGGAAGCACGAACAAACGGACACACAGACAACGACAGAUACAAGGACCAGGCAACGGACGCACGGACAGCGGACACACGGAGAGGCGCCCCUGCAGUAACAGCAACUCCUGA
Molecule: messenger RNA, 852 nt
Organism: Penaeus vannamei (Pacific white shrimp)
Lineage: Eukaryota; Metazoa; Arthropoda; Malacostraca; Decapoda; Penaeidae
Source: RefSeq, a predicted model, not a curated record